Molecule: messenger RNA, 884 nt
Organism: Hymenoscyphus albidus
Lineage: Eukaryota; Fungi; Ascomycota; Leotiomycetes; Helotiales; Helotiaceae
Source: the annotation of a GenBank genome assembly
GAUUGUGCUAUUGGUGAAAUGAGCACAUGUCAUUGAUUUGAAAUCGAUGAUUAUCAAGAAUGCUUAGAAGUGGUUCAACAUCUGACUGGUGAAGAGAAAGUAUAUAACUGAGGGGGAGCCCGGAAGAGAAACUUCUUGCACCAUAGCAGAGCGACAGUAUCAAAAGAUCAAGCACUCAUAACAUUUCGACACAAAGAUUUGAAAAGGAGAAGGACCAAAACCCACCAAAAUGUCCACAUCGACCAAUGUUUUCAUACUCGGCAUCACGGGAUAUGUCGGCGGUAAUGUUGCGGCUCGAAUGAUUGAAAAGCACCCUGAUUGGGAUGUAGUGGUAAUGUGACACCCAGUCUGCGUUACCGAUAUCGACUAACAUAAGACAGGCGCCGGUAAGAACAUCAGCCCAGAGAGAUGUCAUACUUUCCAAAUGGCCAAAGAUUAGAGCGGUGAUUGGAGAUUUGGAUGACAGAGACCUGCUCAUGUAAGAAUCUUCCAAGGCAGAUGUUAUUCUGCGUACAAAACACUCGUCCGAUUUCUAGAGAAGGAUCUAACAAAAAAAUAGAACUUGCCUCUUCCGAUCACGUUAAAGGAGCCCGGGCUGUGGUUGAAGGCGCAAGUCUUAAAAAGCCAGAGCCAGGAAAUGUUAUCCAUAUCAGUGGUAUAGGAAUGCUUCAUGGAGUUCCAAACGGAUUUGGCAAAACGAUUUCUCAUGGGUGGUAUUUGGAAUGCUGACGUGGGUAGGCCAACCUUCCGACAAGGUUUAUCAUGACAUAGUGGAUUUAGCAGAAGUAACUUCUUUACCGGAAGAAGGCCACAUUCAUCGUGGCGCGGAUAAAGCUGUUCUUGAAGCACAUAAACAGUUCUCUGUGCCCACAGCAAUUAUUUGA